This is a messenger RNA of Lactuca saligna, 1206 nucleotides long. NCBI's taxonomy places the organism in Eukaryota, Viridiplantae, Streptophyta, Magnoliopsida, Asterales, Asteraceae. The record is from the annotation of a GenBank genome assembly.
AUGUCCCCUGCUCCAACUCCUACUCCAAGAGAAAGUGAACAUUCGGAGUCUAAGACUCAGUCAGACAUUCGUAUUGAGGAGCAAGAGACCGUUCACAACGAAGAAGAGACAUCAAAUCCUGAAGUAACCCAAACUCAUAAUGAUUUCGUUCCAUCUCCUCCUCCUUCCCCUAAAACCACCACUACACCAAUCACUAUCACACCCUGCCCUCCACCAGUUACUUCUCAACCACAAACAAGUGCUCCUCUUUCUACUCCACUAAUUUUUGAUUCUAUAAUCCCACCAACCACCUCAGCUGAGCCUCUUGUUUUGGUCAACGCAUCUGAUGCGGGGGCAAAAACUUUAGGUUUCUCAACUCAUGUCUCACCACCUAUUUCCCCUCUUCGCCAAGAUGAUCCUGACAUGAUCUUUGGUGAUGAAGAAGAAGAAGAUCUUGGAGGAUUCACCUACAGUCCCUUUCAAAUAACGACUGAAAGUGAAGAUGAGACUCUAGUUACGAAAGGGCAACUCAAGUCCUUACAUGAUAAUAUUGACCAACUGCUUCUGUCUACCAAGGCGUCCUCUUCUGAGUCCUACUCCAAAGCAGCAGUCAAUUCACUUUUCGGGACCCUCACGAAGGAGCAUUCAGACAACAUCGAAAAGAUGAACAAAUCAGUCGAUGCUUCUGCUGAAGUCUGGAAGACAAUGACCGAAAAAGUCGAUAAACUAACUUCUGAUACUACUUUCUUCAUGGAGAAUUUUCAAUCCUCCUUUGACUCAAAUACACCAAAGGCCAAUGAAGCUCUUUCUGGCCUAGGUUCUCUCUUCAAAGCAAAGAAGACGAAACUGCCAGAGGUUCGCAAUGGUCUUAAAACUUACCAUGAAGCGUUCCAAUCCUCUAUCUCUUCUCAAAUUACCAAGCUUCAAGAUGAACUUGCAACGGAAAGUAAAAUCAUGGACUCUCUUGAUAUCAAGACGGAGAAAGUAAAAGUGUUAAACGUUAAACUUGAAGCCGCUGAGAUACAAGUCAAUGAUCUGUUAUCCGAGAGAGUUGUUAUGAGAAGCUGUAUCACUAAUGUUAUAGGCUUACUCUCGGAUAUCAUUGAGACCAGAGAUCCAAUGAUCACUAUCAUAGCAAGGAAGCAUCUUGCAGAGAAGUUGAGACCAGUCUUCGCAAUGCUUCAUAGGCUGGAGGGUGUUUCGGAUCAAGGCAUUAUUCCGAAAUAA